GCCACGACUAGGCUCCCGUUAUGUCUGGAAACAGUACCAGUCUCCUCCGACGAACGAGAACCUUGUAGUUUGUAAGCGAUAAUUCAUAUCCUUUUGUCUAGUCAUGGCGGACGUAAUGGUUAUGAAUGAGGUUGAGGCAACAGCAUUACGGCUUGGAGUCGAUCUUUCCACCAUUGACCUGGAUUCCAUUCGGCUUCCGCCAGGCGAUGAUUUUGGUGUCGUCAGUGAUGAUGAAGAUAUCUACCAUGAGGAGAAUCUGGAGUUGGAUUCUGGAUUCGGCAACAUCAUAGUUGUGGAUAACCUCCCAGUUGUGCCCCGGGAGAAGUUUGAGAAGCUUGAAGGUGUAAUACGUAAAAUUUUUAGUCAGAUUGGUGUGAUUAAAGAGGAUGGCCUAUUUAUGCCUGUUGAUUCUGGUACUGAGAAAAGUUUAGGUUAUUGCUUCAUUGAGUACAAUACUCCUCAGGAAGCUGAGCUUGCCAAAGAAAAGACACAUGGAUACAAGUUGGAUCGUCAACAUGUUUUUUCAGUGACCAUGUUUGAUGACUUCGAUCGGUUUAUGAAAGUUCCAGAUCAGUGGGCUCCUCCUGAAACAAAGCCAUAUGCUCCCGGAGAAAAUCUUCAGCAUUGGCUUACUGAUGCAAAGGCCCGAGACCAGUUUGUGAUCCGUGCUGGUUCUGAUACUGAGGUUCUGUGGAAUGAUGCAAGGCAUUUGAAGCCUGAUCCUGUUUACAAGCGUACAUUUUGGACUGAGAGUUUUGUGCAAUGGUCUCCACUUGGUACGUAUUUGGCAACAGUUCACAGGCAGGGGGCAGCUGUUUGGGGAGGUGCUACAAACUUCAAUCGUCUUAUGCGAUAUGCUCAUCCACAGGUGAAACUCAUUGAUUUUUCACCUGGUGAGAAGUAUUUGGUAACUUAUAGCAGCCAUGAACCAAGCAAUCCUCGUGAUGCUAAUAGGGUUGUGAUAAAUAUAUUUGAUGUGAGGCUUGGUAAAGUGAUGAGGGAUUUCAAAGGAAGUGCAGACGAUUUUGCAGUUGGAGGUACUGGGGGUGUUGCUGGGGUGUUAUGGCCUGUUUUCAGAUGGGGUGGUGGUAAAGACGACAAGUACUUUGCUAGAAUGGGAAAAAAUGUGAUCUCUGUAUAUGAGACUGAGACCUUUUCUCUUAUUGACAAGAAGUCCUUGAAGGUUGAAAAUGUAAUGGAUUUCAGCUGGUCUCCAACAGAUCCUAUUCUUGCACUUUUCGUUCCUGAGAUGGGUGGCGGGAACCAGCCUGCUAGGGUUAGUCUUGUUCAAAUCCCCAGUAAAGAGGAACUCAGGCAGAAGAACCUUUUCAGUGUUAGUGAUUGCAAGAUGUACUGGCAAAGCAAUGGGGACUACCUUGCUGUUAAGGUAGAUCGGUAUACGAAGACCAAAAAAAGUACAUACACAGGCUUUGAGCUUUUCCGUAUAAAAGAACGUGAUAUACCCAUUGAAGUUCUGGAGCUUGAGAAUAAAAAUGAUAAGAUUAUUGCUUUUGCUUGGGAGCCCAAAGGUCAUAGGUUUGCGGUUAUUCAUGGUGAUAACCCUAAGCCUGAUAUUAGCUUUUACACCAUGCGGACUGCUCAGAACACUGGCCGGGUUUCAAAACUUGUUACUUUGAAAGGCAAGCAGGCAAAUGCUCUUUUCUGGUCACCUGCAGGUCGCUACAUUGUGCUUGCAGGGUUGAAAGGCUUCAAUGGACAAUUGGAAUUUUAUAAUGUUGAUGAACUUGAAACUAUGGCUACUGCUGAACAUUUUAUGGCAACAGAUAUUGAAUGGGACCCAACAGGAAGGUAUGUUGCAACUUCUGUGACUUCGGUCCAUGAAAUGGAAAAUGGUUUCAAUAUAUGGUCUUUCAAUGGCAAGCUUCUCUAUCGUAUCUUGAAGGAUCACUUCUUCCAGUUCUUAUGGCGACCAAGACCGCCAUCUUUCUUGAGUUCAGAAAAAGAGGAAGAGAUUGCAAGGACCCUGAAGAAGUACAGUAAGAAGUACGAGGCAGAAGACCAAGACGUGUCCCUGCUUCUUAGUGAACAGGAACGUGAGAAGCGUAGAGUGUUGAAAGAAGAGUGGGACAAGUGGCUCAGUCAAUGGAAGCAUCUUCAUGAAGGAGAAAAGUCAGAGAGGCAAAAGCUUAGAGAUGGCGAAGCCAGUGAUGAAGAGGAGGAAUAUGAGGCUAAGGACAUUGAAGUUGAAGAAGUGGUGGAUGUGUCAGAGGAGGUCCUUCCUUUUGAAUAUGAACAACAGUGAUUUGGCUUAAGUAGUUGGCAAAGUGAAGAAGAUUCUUUUUUCCAAACCCAAUUUUGUAGCGUCAUUUUGUGGCCGGAAUAUUCCCCACUUCAUUAUCUGACAUGAGUGGGCAAUUUUGUUGUCGGCUUUUAUGUAAUUUUCUUUUUCCUAGUUCUCUAAUGACUACUUCAUAAUUCAGCAAAAUCAUCUCAUUAUUACUGUGGCCAAGAUUUGAAACCUGCAUAUGAACUUCAUUCUUUCACAUU
Molecule: messenger RNA, 2508 nt
Organism: Neltuma alba
Lineage: Eukaryota; Viridiplantae; Streptophyta; Magnoliopsida; Fabales; Fabaceae
Product: eukaryotic translation initiation factor 3 subunit B
Exons: 12
Coding region: 104-2263 (719 amino acids)
Biological process (GO): translational initiation
Cellular component (GO): eukaryotic translation initiation factor 3 complex
Molecular function (GO): translation initiation factor binding; RNA binding; translation initiation factor activity
Source: RefSeq, a predicted model, not a curated record